Messenger RNA from Saimiri boliviensis boliviensis (Bolivian squirrel monkey), 1329 nucleotides. It is a transcript of the gene THG1L, whose product is annotated as tRNA-histidine guanylyltransferase 1 like. Gene Ontology annotation, biological process: tRNA modification. NCBI's taxonomy places the organism in Eukaryota, Metazoa, Chordata, Mammalia, Primates, Cebidae. The record is from RefSeq and is a predicted model, not a curated record. Gene Ontology annotation, molecular function: tRNA guanylyltransferase activity; magnesium ion binding.
GGCUCUUUCCCUUCCGCGUGGGGAAUGUGGACCGCCUGCAAAGUUAAGGUUCAGGAUUCCUUGGCCACCGCUUCCAUCACUCUAAGACGGUGCCUGAGAUUGGGGGCAACCAUGGCAAAAAGCAAGUUCGAGUUUGCCGAGAAGCACAACUUUGCAAAACCUAAUGACAGCCGUGCUCUCCACCUGAUGACCAAAUGUGCCCAGACCGUGAUGGAAGAACUAGAGGAUAUUGUGAUUGCAUAUGGACAGAGUGAUGAGUACAGCUUUGUGUUCAAGCGGAAAACCAAUUGGUUUAAAAGAAGAGCCAGUAAGUUCAUGACUCACGUGGCCUCCCAGUUCGCCUCCAGCUAUGUGUUUUAUUGGCGGAAUUACUUUGAGGACCAGCCCCUUCUGUAUCCCCCAGGCUUUGAUGGAAGAGUCGUGGUGUAUCCUAGCAACCAGACCUUAAAGGACUACCUCAGCUGGCGACAAGCAGAUUGUCACAUCAAUAAUCUUUAUAAUACAGUUUUCUGGGCACUUAUACAACAAUCUGGACUAACACCAGUAGAAGCCCAAGGGAGAUUACAGGGAACCCUUGCAGCAGACAAGAAUGAGAUUUUGUUUUCUGAAUUCAAUAUCAACUAUAAUAAUGAACCGCUGAUAUAUAGGAAGGGGACGGUGCUGAUAUGGCAGAAGGUUGAUGAAGUUAUGACAAAAGAAAUUAAGCUGCCAACAGAAAUGGAAGGAAAAAAGAUGGCAGUGACCCGAACCAGGACCAAACCAGUGCCCUUGCACUGCGAUAUCAUUGGUGAUGCUUUCUGGAAGGAACAUCCAGAGAUUCUAGAUGAAGACAGCUGACCCUUUGCUCUUCAGUUCUGGUGUACUUAACCAUGCUAGCCCUCCCACCUCCCAGGGCUCCCUGCCUUAGGUGGCCAUAGCAUCCCUACCACCCAGAACACUGGCACAAAUGAUACGACUCAAGUUGGGAGGGGGACAGGCAAGGAAGGAUGGAUGGGGGUGGUGGAUUUUAUUCUGUUUAAGCAGAACACCUUGUUUGCAAUGUGGGAACAUGGUUCCUUUGGCAGAAGUGCUUUUUUUUUUAAAUUGCAGUACUAUUUUUAUAAAGCAAGAACUAUUUCAUGCCUUGCAGAGUGAAUCAUUUUUAGAUUGUGACAUACAUCUUAUAAAAACCUGUCAGUUCUUUUCACCUAUGAGAGAAGAGGAGCCCAAACUCUCGCCCACCUGUUCUUAACCGGAAAACCCACUGACUUUGAAAAUCUCACCUCUGCUACCCAUCUACUUGCAUUCAUCUUUGCCAGACCUGAAGAUAAAUAUGGGUUAAUGCCUGCA